This is a messenger RNA of Sitodiplosis mosellana (orange wheat blossom midge), 1710 nucleotides long. RefSeq lists its product as uncharacterized. The transcript has 2 exons. Lineage: Eukaryota; Metazoa; Arthropoda; Insecta; Diptera; Cecidomyiidae. Bases 281 to 1321 code for a protein of 346 amino acids. The record is from RefSeq and is a predicted model, not a curated record.
UCGAUGCAUAUUGUACAUUCACAUUAUUCAACGAUUUGCGUAUCACUUUGAGUGACAUUAAGUGUCACAACAAACGUCAAUUGCAUAGGACUAGUAAGAAAAUCAGUCAUUCGGAAGAAGUGUUUCAAGUAAGAUUCAAUCUCAGCCUUCAUUGAAGUUAAACCAAGAUCGAUUGCUGCCACUUGCAGUCUGUGAACUGGGAAUAUUCUCUUUAGUUUAAACAACAGUUUUAUACCAUAUUUCGAACAGUUUUGUGAACAAAAAGGUACGAGACCAAAGAAUGUCCGAUCAAAAUGAGAAAUUGAGUCGAAAGCGACGAAAGAAUGAACGCGAUGAAUUGAGGAAAAUGAAACGAGAAGCCAAACGACUGAAAGCGAAAGCUACUGAAGAAGUGACUGAAGCAUCGAUACCAACAAUCAAAAUCACCGAUUUGAAUAACGACUGUCUCGAGGUCAUUUUUAACCAUCUGGAAUUCAACGAUCUAUUCAAUGUUGCCGAUUCAAAUAAACUGUUGACGUCAGCUGCCGGUCGAGUUUACUGGAAAAAGUACCGAAAAAUGCCGGUGGAUCUUUACACUUGCUAUACAACUGACGAAUGCUUCAAAAUCAGAGCGCAUUGUAUUUGGGUGUACGAUCGAACAGCUGCUUUAAAAUUCCUUCGCUAUUUUGGUCACAUCAUCACUAAGUUGAGAAUCACUUGUUUCAGCAUCAAAAACCCUUAUCUGGCUGAAUUACAUCGCUAUGUGUUUGAAUACUGCAGCGAAACAUUGAUUCAAAUCAGUUUUUGCUAUAUGAUUGCGUGCGCAUUUUUUCCCAUUGAAAAGUCGUUUCCAAACGUUGAAAGUGUUAGCUUUAGAUACUGCAUGGUGGACGAAAAUCUGUCUCAACUCAACAAGUGGUUUCCGAAUGUGCGUCGUUUAACAUUCGGAUAUUUCGUUAAAUUAGAUAAUCGCAAGUGCAUCGAAAAAUAUUUUCCGCAUUUGCAAAGUUUGUCGAUUGAGAGAUUCUGUCCGCAAAAUCAGUUUGGAUUCGAAGAGCAAAAUGCUAUGGAAGCGUUGCGUUUGAAUCCAAAUUUACAACAUUUAAAAUUGAAAAAUUUUGAUACAAAAUUCCUUCGGAAGGCCAGUGAAUAUAUGAAACGCGUAGAAAGUCUCGAAAUCACAAUUCGUCGUAGCGAUAUUAAUCACAGGGGUUCAUCAAUUCGUCUUGAGAAGGUGAAGAGGCUUGUGAUACACGGGGAUCGGGACCAACAUAUUGACUUUUCGACGCUGCCAUUCACAUUUGGUUGUGUGCAUGAGGUUAUCUACAUAAAACAAAAAUAAAAGAUAAAAUGGUGGAUUAGGAUCCAUUCUUCAGUGAAAAUCCGUUGCGGAAAGUGCAUUUUCAGUCUAUCAAUGGGCAUCUAAUGAUUCAAGGAAAUAAACUCGAUCGAUAAAAGCGGCCAAUUUGAUAAACAUAUUCCCAACGCUGACUAAAUGCCACUUUCUAUUUGACACUCGCUGGGGAUACGAUAAGUUACGGAAACGAUUACGGCACCAAGUGGCGAGGAAAUUAAAUGAAAAGAAUUGUUAUAAUUUCAGAAAAAUAAUCUUUUUUUGUACUUUUUUGAUUCUUCAAUGAACUGAAAUUCUGAUAUUCUUUGAACUCAUUUAUUUUAAAUAAUUAUACUUAAACAGAAAACAUAUUCUAUUUUAUACAAGAUAAUGAACAA